Messenger RNA from Capsella rubella, 1431 nucleotides. Its product is annotated as F-box/LRR-repeat protein At1g48400. Bases 133 to 1431 code for a protein of 432 amino acids. The record is from RefSeq and is a predicted model, not a curated record. The transcript is spliced from 3 exons. Lineage: Eukaryota; Viridiplantae; Streptophyta; Magnoliopsida; Brassicales; Brassicaceae.
AGUUUGCCAGAUGAGAUACUUGGCAAAAUCCUGUCUUUGCUUCCGACAAAAACUGCUGCUUCCACAUCGGUUCUGUCCAAGCGGUGGAAGAAUCUUUUAGGUCUUCUAGACAACCUUUGUUUUGAUGAGUCGAUGGUUGUUUACCCAAACGAAGAAGAAGCAACAAGUGGUUCAGAUCGCUUCUGUGAUUUCGUAGACAAGACACUAGCUCUGUUAAGCAAUUCUCACAUGAAGAAACUAUCUCUGUGUCAUGUACCUAGACCUCGGCAUAAAGAUGCAUACCAACGUUGGUUUUGGGCAGCAAUGGAACGUGGUUUCUUGGAACUACACUUGCACGCCACCCACCGCUAUUUUGGUGUUAACAUAAAGACAAGUUUCUUAACGAGCAAGACACUUGUUAAGCUCACCUUAUCCGGUGAAUUUUCUCUUGAACUCGACCGUGUGUUUUUCCCUGCCCUUAAAUCACUUUCUCUUGUAUCAGUUCUAGGGCUUGAUUGUCCCAACUAUUGUCGGCUCCUCGAUGGCUGCUCUGUGUUGGAAGAUUUAUUCAUUACUGAUGCUGAUCAUUGGUAUCUGCCCUGUUGCGGUGUGUUCGUGGAAAGUCCAUGCAUCAAGCGACUUGUGGUUUUUGUCAAUCUUCCCGAUACUAAGGAGUAUCACAGAACUGUUUAUUUUAAAGCUUCACGUCUUGUCUACCUUGACUAUUCUAGUUAUGUCUCCAAGCAGUAUCAGUUUGUUGAUUUUGAUUUGCUUGUCGAAGCCAGGCUGAGUCUAAGGUUAUGGGAGUCAACUAACAAUCAUGACGACGAUGAUAGUUCUUAUUUUUAUGAUGAUGAUGAUGAUGAUGAUGAUGAUGACUUCUCUGAUGAACAUGAACCCAUAUUUGGUGAUGUUACAAAUCUAGUUGCGGGUAUAAGCAACAUUUUGACCCUUCACUUGUCUCCUGAGUCCCUUGAGGUAUUUCAUUUUUGCUGUAAAUCCAUGCCGGUCUUCAACAACCUCCUUAAAUUAUCUAUUGAGAGUAACAAGGAAAAAGGUUGGCAAGUAAUGCCGCUUUUGAUCAAGAGUUGUCCAAAUCUACAGACUUUAGUCAUCAAGGGUCUUGUGCACAGAGUAACAAACAGAUGUGGAGAUGCAUGUGCUUGCAUCCCUAAGAAGCAUAGUAGGAAGAACAACAAGAAGAGGAAGAUUGUGAAGGAGGAGGAGUUAUGUUGUUUAUGGACAUGUCACGUGAAAGUGCUAGAGAUUUCAGAGUAUAAAGGUUCUUUUCAAGAGCUGAAACUGAUGAGACAUUUCUUGGGGAAGUUGAAAUGUCUUGAAACUGUAAAAGUUAGUGUUGACGAGGAUAAGUACAAAGACAAUGAGUUCUUGCGAGCUAAUCUGCUGGCUCUCCCCAGAGUUUCAUCAAAGUGCAAUAUCCAGUUCAUCUAA